This is a messenger RNA of Lachancea mirantina, 1896 nucleotides long. Lineage: Eukaryota; Fungi; Ascomycota; Saccharomycetes; Saccharomycetales; Saccharomycetaceae. The record is from the annotation of a GenBank genome assembly.
AUGGACAAAUCCCCAACUCCCAGCUCUGCUCCAAGUAGGUCCAGCACGGCCAAUUCCUUGUCAGAACCGAAUUCGACUCAAGACGUAGGCUCUAGACGUCCUAAAAGGUCUGCUUCGCUGAAUGUUGACUACAACUUGAAAAAGCGCAAGAUUAUACCUGUCGAUGACUUUCUCAACAAUAAGCGUCCUGGGAUCCUCCCUGUGGCAAAUGAGUAUGAUGAGGUUUCGUCGGACGAUUUGCCCGCAAAAGAAGUUUUGGAAUGGUCCGGAGAUGGUCAUUUGACCUUCAACGAACCGAAAGCAACCGACCCUGUUAAUGGAGUCACUGGACUUCCCUUGAGCUCGGGGCCACCAGAUAAAGUAAAGAAAGAAUGCUUUUGGAAUCAUAGAAAAAGUGCGGAAAAUACUGCGAAGUCCACUCCCCAGAAAUCGGGCAGUAUAAGCCGAGGGGUGUCUUAUAAAGACGGUCUUCUAACUCUUCGCUCGGAGAAACUAACCUCCCUGAGCCAACUACGUGAUAAAAUAAAGCCCAAGGACAUUUACAAAGAAAACAGGCAAAAUAGAAAGCGACCGGGACCCAAGCCAAGGCACUUUCCUUUGCACACCAAAAUCAAGGCAACCUCAGCCAAAGAGAACAAACUCUUCGGCCAAAAUUCCAUAACGAAUCAGAAGACGAUAGCCGCUUCGACUCUUGACCAAGAUGCCGUGAUUGAAAACGAAGACUUUUGUGCCAGCUGUCUCCAGCCAGGUGUUUUCUUGUGCUGCGACACUUGUCCUAAAUCUUUUCAUUUCGCGUGCUGUAAUCCUCCUUUGGAUGCGGACAAUUUGCCAGAGGGGGAUUGGUCUUGCACCGAAUGCCAAUUCAAGAUGAAAUGCCCUAACAAAAGUUCUGCUAAUAAAUUGGAGAAAGAGUUCUUGGCUGAUCUAAGAGAGGCCCAGGGCUCUUCUCUUUUCGGGAAGCUUCUCUUUAGGUUGGAAAAGGCAAAUCCAAGACAGUUUCAAUUAUCGCAUUCUCUGCGAGAUAGCACAUUUGUUAACGUUCAUACAGGGAAUCAUGGCGAAUACACGGACGAUUCUCUUAAGGAGCCGCUAAACGAAAAGCAACUGUUUGGUGCUCCUUAUGGCCAGAGUCUGACAAAAAUGGAUCAAUUCAACCCUGAGCUGCAUAUUGAUCAAGAAAACAACAAGUUGCUGGUAUGUUACAAUUGCCGUCAAUCCAAGAUGGGUACAGUGGACCAUCCUGAGGACGAACGGCUGAUAAUGACUUGCGAUUAUUGUUCUACACCUUGGCAUCUCGAUUGUCUGCCCGAUGUGCCGCGUGCCUCUUUCAAAAAUUUGGGCAGUAGAUGGAGCUGCCCGUUACAUGCAAAUGACCUGAUCAAGAAUAAAAGAAGAAGACUCAUUCGAAACCAAAAAUUUCUGCAUACCGAUGUUAUGGGCGCCAUUCCUAAUGACGGAGAUAUUGAUGUGAAAUUGGAUGAAAUCGCAGUCCCUUUGACAGAGGAAGUCAUCAAAGAGAAAAAGACCAAUACAGAUUCCGCAAUAGUCAGACUGCCUGAGAAGUCAAUAAAGCUUGAUUUCAUAGAUAAAAUCUAUCGCGCUCGAAAUGCGCAAAGACAGUUGUAUUUUAAUGAGCAAGAAAAGCUAGUAGACAAGAUAACCGCAACACCUGCUGUGGGUUCAUCGACCAUGAAGGAUAUCUCUUCGCUACUGUACUUUUCGCUCGGAAAUAGCAAUCUCAAAAAGCAUUGGGACUUCAAAGAACUAUGCAAUGUUGCAACGACAGAAUUGAUAAGAGACGAGAUAAACAUGAGCGAGAUUACGCAGUUGUUGCUACUGAAGAAGGCAUUGGAGGCAAAGGAUAAGAAAGAGGUGAUGAGGUUUUUUGGCAUAUGA